Engraulis encrasicolus (European anchovy) is the source of this 2820-nucleotide messenger RNA. RefSeq names its product adaptor related protein complex 1 subunit mu 1 (gene ap1m1). Bases 164 to 1435 code for a protein of 423 amino acids. Gene Ontology annotation, molecular function: clathrin-cargo adaptor activity. Gene Ontology annotation, cellular component: clathrin-coated vesicle; clathrin adaptor complex. The transcript has 12 exons. Gene Ontology annotation, biological process: vesicle-mediated transport; intracellular protein transport. The record is from RefSeq and is a predicted model, not a curated record. NCBI's taxonomy places the organism in Eukaryota, Metazoa, Chordata, Actinopteri, Clupeiformes, Engraulidae.
CGCAGUUUUUUUCCUUCAUGAAAAAAACGGGUUUUAACAGAGGUUCAAACUGAGUCUUCAAUGGUUUCUAUCUAAAUGUAACGCAUUUGGCAUACAAAAGCAAGGCAAUAUUUGAGAAGGCUACAAUAAUCGCUUCCCAAAGAAGCGAUAGAAGAGCCAGAAGAUGUCGGCAAGCGCCGUAUAUGUGUUAGAUCUGAAAGGCAAGGUGCUCAUCUGCCGCAAUUACCGCGGCGAUGUGGACAUGUCUGAGAUCGAGCACUUCAUGACCCUGCUGAUGGACAAGGAGGAGGAGGGCACGCUCUCCCCUAUCCUGGCCCACGGAGCCGUCCGCUUCAUGUGGAUCAAGCACAACAACCUCUACCUUGUCGCCACAUCAAAGAAAAAUGCCUGUGUGUCAUUGGUCUUCUCAUUCCUAUACAAAAUUGUGCAGGUGUUCUCUGAGUAUUUCAAAGAGCUGGAGGAGGAGAGCAUUCGGGAUAACUUUGUAAUCAUCUACGAGCUGAUGGACGAGCUGAUGGACUUUGGCUACCCGCAGACCACUGACAGCAAGAUCCUGCAGGAGUACAUCACGCAGGAGGGCCACAAGCUGGACACAGGGGCUCCACGUCCCCCGGCGACCGUCACCAACGCGGUGUCCUGGAGGUCAGAGGGCAUCAAGUACAGGAAGAACGAGGUGUUCCUGGACGUCAUCGAGUCGGUCAACCUGCUGGUGAGUGCCAAUGGCAAUGUGCUGCGCAGCGAGAUCGUGGGCUCCAUCAAGAUGCGCGUCUUCCUGUCUGGCAUGCCGGAGCUGCGUCUGGGCCUCAACGACAAGGUCCUCUUUGAGAACACAGGCCGUGGUAAGAGCAAGUCAGUGGAACUGGAGGACGUGAAGUUCCACCAGUGUGUGCGUCUCUCUCGCUUCGAGAACGACCGCACCAUCUCCUUCAUCCCGCCCGAUGGUGAAUUCGAGCUCAUGUCCUACCGCCUCAACACACACGUGAAACCCCUUAUCUGGAUUGAAUCUGUCAUAGAGAAGCACUCCCACAGCAGAAUCGAAUACAUGAUCAAGGCGAAGAGUCAGUUCAAGAGGCGCUCCACGGCCAACAACGUUGAGAUCCACAUUCCUGUUCCCACGGACGCCGACUCGCCCAAAUUCAAGACCACCGUGGGUAGUGUCAAAUGGGUGCCGGAGAAUAGCGAGAUCGUCUGGUCCAUCAAGUCCUUCCCUGGUGGGAAGGAGUACCUGAUGCGGGCUCACUUCGGCCUGCCCAGCGUGGAGGCGGAGGACAAGGAGGGGAAACCUCCUAUCAGCGUCAAGUUCGAGAUCCCCUACUUCACCACCUCUGGCAUCCAGGUGCGUUACCUGAAGAUCAUUGAGAAGAGCGGUUACCAGGCCUUGCCGUGGGUGAGGUACAUCACCCAGAACGGGGAUUACCAGCUCAGGACCCAGUAGAGGAGCAACGCGUGGCGGAUCCUCGCCGGCCAUCAGUCAUCUGGGGCCCUCGAGUGAGCGAGCGAGUCGGCGAAAGAGAGAGAGAGAGAGUCCAGAGCGACGCCAGGCCCAGAGUGUCAAGGACCACCAGUGUCUUGAUGGAGUCUGAUUGAUUGUGCGUUAUUGCGAUUGUGUGUGUGCGUUUGUAGUGUGUGUGUGUGCUUGUGUGUGUGAGAGAGAGAGCGGGAGUAUGUGUGCUUGUGUGUAUGUGUGAGAGAGAGCGGGAGUCGGUCAGAGACGAUGUGUAUGAGUGACUAAUUUCUGUAUGUAAGUUGGAUCAUGUUUAUUCCUGGAUCAAUGCAAAGCUGGAGGUUUACUUAUGAAAACUCAAAAUCCCAAUUAACACUGCAAGUCCACUAGUAGGCCAAAUUUGCCAAUAUAAAGUUUUAUUGUGGGGUGGGUAGGGGGCAGGUAGGGUUAGUGGCAUUAUGAUCUAAUCUAUAUUAUCUUUGACGGUUAAAGAGGUCCGAUUUAGCUUGGCCAAAAGCAUAUAAUUACUAUUAGUCACUAACACGAGGCAGCCAUUUUAGACUUGAGGUUAGCCGCCACUGGCUGUGCACCAUGAGGUCAAGACGAAAGGUCAAGGUGCCAUCUCCACAUCAGCGGUGCCACUGUCACCAGUGUCAAUGAAAGGUCAAUUACAAAACAAACAAAAUUGUUACAUUUCCUUUUGCUAAUCAGUAUUUUCAGUUUCUUUUUUUUUUCAAUCACUCCCAUAUUCCACGUGUCAUUGUUUCAGUGUCAGUAUUUAUUGUUUUUGUUCAUUAUUUUUUCGGCAGGUUUUUUUUUCUUACGAGUAUGUACAUUUUAUUUUGUCCAUAUUCAAUUCAGUAUUGCCAGGACUGUAUUGAAGGUGAAUGUUCAAACCACUCGUUGCUGUUGUAGCCCUCAGUUUACAGCUUGGCUGACGGACGAUCAUGACGUCCGUCUAUGUGUAUAGAGCACUGCUAAUCCAAUGCUCCGUUGCCGUAGCGCUCUUGUUGCCAUGUCACUGCAGGUUAGAGUUUUUGCUUAAGCCAGCACUUAUCUUUGUCUCCCAUCGCUAGACCUGCAUGUAAUGUUUGAUGCCAUUCCUGUAAAUGACCAUGGAGAAGUCAGUAAACAGUGUGAAACAUUUUUUUAUGUUCUAUGAAAUGACAUUUAGUAAGCCAAAAAAGAGAGAAAAUACUUCAUAAAUUUUACUGUGUUGCUAUCUAUGUAACUUAAAUCCCUUUUUUAUUUUUAAAGCUGGCCAUGAGGGAAGGUUUUGGGGUACGAUACUGUCAGUGAUAUCCCUCUCCCUCAUCUCAAAAAACUUCUCUUGUCUGUACUCUUUAAAAAUCAUAAAGUACCUCUUUUGAAAACAA